Messenger RNA from Dothidotthia symphoricarpi CBS 119687, 1105 nucleotides. RefSeq lists its product as uncharacterized. The coding region runs from base 158 to 871 and encodes 237 amino acids. Lineage: Eukaryota; Fungi; Ascomycota; Dothideomycetes; Pleosporales; Dothidotthiaceae. The record is from RefSeq and is a predicted model, not a curated record. The transcript has 3 exons.
ACACACCCCCUUGUAACAAGAUGCUGGGUAUUGCUUACCUCGCUAGCUUACCCAUUGGCAUCCAAAGCUCCCGCUGACGCUGACAUCCCCUCCUCACUCUCACACUCCGCGUUUGCCGCCGAACGCCACAGAUCCGUCAGUCGAACGAAUAGUUAGCAUGGCUGACAAGGUUGAGCAAGAAGCUCGUGGAAAUAAUGCAGCGUAUCCCUUAGCCUUUCGUCUUCGCGAUCUACCGCUGGAGCUGCGAGAGCAUAUCUAUGGAUUAACAAUCGAGCCGCGGGCUAUCUUUCUGGCCACGACAACAGGACACGGAGGAAAGAUUCCAAGCGAUUUCGCCCUACCUAACAUGGUCAAAUGGCAAGAAAAUAUCCAUGCCCGCCAAAGGAAACCUCGUAGCAUCACAAUGCCCGGCGUGGGAGUCUUGGUCUUCAAGGUGUCACUCUUCACCUCGCUCAUGGCAGUUGCUAAGGACGUCAACACGGAAGUCCAAACGUUCAUCUCGUUGCAUCAAAAACGCUACGUUGAAUACUACGAGGAGAUCUUGCGAUCGGCAAUCUACCUUGAUCGCAUCGUAUCACCGAGCCCAGCAUUCCUCAAGAUAUGGGCCACAUGCCGUCUUGUGCUCGAGAAACGUACUAUUGAUACAAUACACUUUCUCCGUAUCAUCCCAAAUGCGUUGAAAGAGACGCUACCUAGCAUCGUCAUCACGGAAGGCCCUUUUGAUGCGUGGUAUGAUCCAUCGGGCAAAUCGUGGAAUCCUCCCAACGAAAGUAUUCAUCCCGCGAUUGUUUUUGUCCUCGAGCAGUUUCCCAAUAUCAAACAUCCUGGCUAUCAGAGUCGCUCCCAGUCAACCCAAAGGUCAAUGGUUUGAGGGAGGGAAUUGAGAUGUAUAUCGCGGGUCUGCGUCAGAGUUUUCUUGUGAACUGCUGGAGGGUAGUCGUAUGCAUAUGGGGUUGAAUAACUACCACGACUCGAAGUCAACAUUGAGAACAGACAUAAACUCCGCGCCUCCUUCGAAAACAUCUCAUGCAUUGGGCGUGCAACGGAUGGACAAGAUCAUGCGACAAGGUUAUACUCAGAAUGACAGCGCAGCGUGUAUGAGAUG